UUUUAAAAGUGGUCACACUGAACCAAUGUUUUGGAAAUUGUUUUGGUUUUAAGCACGCAAAAAAUAUGGCAGAAUCCCCUCAGAUACAGAUAAAACUUGAGCAGCAAAACAUCAAGGAGCGAUUAAAUCUUCACGUCAAGCGACGCCUUCAACAGGACACAGAUAACCCCAUUGACAGUCCUGAUUUGUUGCUAAGUGAACAAAAUCUAAAACGCAACAAGGGAAAAGAGGUUCCCAAACCUCGAAAACCCUAUCAAAAACGCACAGAAAAACCCAAAACAGAAGCCACAAAGUGCAAGAAAGUUGGACAACUUGGCAGUCCGGCGGGGGAGACGGAUCCCUUGGACGAUCAGGAGCCGGACGGCUUUUCCCCUGAGGCGGCGGACGGGAAAUCGUCAACCCGAGAUCGCUAUAAGAACGCCGACAUACUCAACAUGGUGUUGAACGUUAAAAAACGUAUUAUAAUGCAGGAUCCCGAGGUCCAGGCCUUCUGGACCGAAAUAAUGUCUGCCAUCAAGAGCUAAGGUCAUUUAAAUCUAUUCAGGUUAUUCCUUUAGUCCUUAUUAUAGAUAUUUUAAUUUGUUUUUAUAUUCAUAGU
Messenger RNA from Drosophila gunungcola (fruit fly), 598 nucleotides. RefSeq lists its product as uncharacterized. The record is from RefSeq and is a predicted model, not a curated record. The transcript has 2 exons. Bases 66 to 524 code for a protein of 152 amino acids. NCBI's taxonomy places the organism in Eukaryota, Metazoa, Arthropoda, Insecta, Diptera, Drosophilidae.